AUGAAAAUAUCCCAAGCCUUUCUUAUUUACCCUUCCUCUAAUUCCCGCACUCCAAAUACCCAAAACACCCAAACUAAACUCUAUGGGUCCAUUUGCAAACUUUGUGAAAAGAAUCACACCCUAAGAGAAUGUUCUUCAUUUAAUUCUUUAGGAUUAAACCAAAGAAUUGAAUUUGUAAAUGAGAAUGGAAUUUGUUACAAUUGUUUAGCUACUGGACAUGUCAUAAAAGAUUGUUAUAGCGCAUUUAAGUGUAGAUAUUGCGGCGGUAAACAUAAUUCGCUUUUACACAAGCCGAACUCUAACCCACAAGUUGAAAAUACUCAGGCGUCAACAUCACACAAUGCAGUACAGUCUUUCUCAACCCACACCCAAUCAAGCAAACCAAUACCCAUAGAUGACAGAACGAAGUUAUUAGGAACUGCAGUUCUGAACGUUGAUGUUCAAGGAGAACUAUUUCCAGCUAGAGCGCUUAUUGACCCAGCUUCAGACUUCUCGUUUAUCACAGAUAAACUGAGAAGGAAGUUAAAAUUACCCACUACACCCAUAGUUGCUGAAAUAUCAGCAUUGAAUGAAAUAGUUUCAGCUCGUUCGAAUAAAUUAUGUCAAGUUUUAUUGCGCUCUAACACACAAAAUGAAUUUAAAUUGAAUAUCCAAGCAAUUGUUGUUAAAACAUUAACCAAAAACUUACCCACCCAAAAUUUAAACCCCACCCUAAUACAAGACUUGGAAAAUAUUCAAUUGGCUGACCAAAAAUUCUACGAAAGUCGACCUAUAGACUUUAUUAUUGGCAGCGAUUUUUACCCACAGAUUCUAAAAUCUGGAGUCAGAAAAGACUUACUUAAUACCCUUAUAGCUCAGGAAACUGAGUUUGGCUGGAUUUUAACAGGACCCGUUCAGAAUUCGCAAAAUAACCAACCCUUAGUUUCAUACUUCAGUUCAGUCACGCUUGAUAAAGUUUUGACCAAGUUCUGGGAAAUUGAAGAUGUACCCACCCAACCCAAAGUUUCAGAAGAAAGUUCUUUAUGUGAAGAAACUUUCAAGACCACUACCCUUCGAUUACCAAAUGGCCGUUAUCAGGUAAAUUUACCAUUUAUAUACCCUCCUGUUGAGUUAGGAAACUCUAGACACGUUGCUAUGGCUCAAUUUCUACGUAACGAGAAAAGUUUAAUGAAAAAGCCAGAGCUUAAAAUGGAGUAUGAUAACGUCCUACAAGAGUAUAUCGAUUUAGGUCAUAUGAAACCAAUUAAAUAUAACCCAAACACUCCUUCAAACACCCAUUAUUAUUUACCCCAUCACGCUGUUGUUAAACUUGAUCGUGUUACGACAAAAGUUCGAGUUGUAUUUAAUGCAUCUAGCAAAACCUCGAACAGCAACAGUCUUAAUGAUACCCUACACACUGGUCCUACCCUACAACAAGAUUUAGUUGUACUUAUCUUGAAAUGGUGCUUUUACAAGAUAGUUUAUAAUGCCGACAUUACAAAAAUGUACCGGCAAAUUAUGUUAAACCCUACCCACACACCCUUCCAACGGAUAUUAUUCCGUAAAAGCGUCAACGAACCCAUUCAAGAUUAUGAACUGCAAACAGUUACAUUUGGUGUUAACUGUGCGCCAUAUUUGGCUAUUAGAACCCUACACAAAUUAGCCGAUGACAUUCAAAAUACCCACCCUAUAGCUUCGCAAAUAUUGCGAAACAACAUGUAUGUUGAUGAUGUCUUAGCCGGAGGUCACACAAUUGAAGAAGCUCAAAAAGCUCAAACCCAAUUGAUCGCGGCUCUAGACUCUGCUGGUUUUCCUUUAAGAAAAUGGAUUUCCAAUACAAAGGAAUUAUUACACAAUUUACCCGAAGAACAUCUACUAGAUGUUGAUUUACUCACCCUACCCGAAUCAAAUAAUGCUAAAACGUUAGGCAUUCGUUGGAACGCUAAGGAAGAUACGUUUUUCUUUAAUGUACCCUUAAUUGAAAGAAAAUCAGCAUACACAAAGCGAACUGUGUUAUCAGACAUUGCUCGUCUUUUUGACCCAGCUGGUUGGUUAGCGCCAAUUGUUAUAUCUGCCAAGAUUAUUAUGCAGCAAAUUUGGCAAGAUAAUACAGCUUGGGAUGAAUGUCUUAACCCACUCACCCUUAUAAAAUGGCAAAAGUUUUUGCAGUUCUACGAUAAUAUUAAUAGAAUUCGUAUUCCAAGAUGGAUUAACUUUUCACCUUCAGCAAAAAUUGAGUUUCAUGGUUUUUCAGAUGCUUCUGAAAAGGCAUACUCUGCAUGUCUAUAUGCACGAGUAACACCCAUAGACGGACCUAAUUCCGUAACCCUACUCUUCGCUAAGACGAGAGUUGCGCCAAUCAAAGUAAUCUCGUUACCAAAACUUGAACUUUGUGGUGCAGUGUUGUUGGCAAAUAUGACACACAAUGUACUCACCCAACUCAACCUACCCUUACAUCAGACGUAUUUCUGGACCGACUCAUCUAUAGUUUUGGCCUGGCUUAGUAAACACCCUAACUCGUGGAAUACAUUUGUGGCAAACAGAGUUUCAACAAUUCUACAAACAGUAGGAGUAGAUAACUGGAAUCAUGUUGCUUCACACGAUAAUCCUGCCGAUGUUGCUAGCCGAGGAUGUAAUGCUGAUGAGUUAAAAGAUGACACUUUAUGGUGGAAUGGACCAUCGUGGUUGAAAGAAGUCGCGUCGAAGUGGUCAACAACAGAUAAACACUUUAUUACUCAAGCUGAAGCUAAAGUUAGUCAGUCGUUUACUACGACAGUUAAUACCCACCCUACCUUAGAUACGAAUACUGAAAACCCAGAUAUAUUAUCAAGAUUUUCGAAAUUGUCAAAAGCUCUAAGAGAUCUUAACCCGUUAACCCCUGGACACUUUUUAAUUGGCUCACCCAUACUUACCCCUGCAGAACCCGACACAAGCAGUGAUAAUAUAACCCUGGCAAACAGAUGGCAAAAAUUAAGGAUACAACAUCACAACUUUUGUAAAAGAUGGAAAGAUGAAUAUCUUAAAGAGCUCCAUAAAAGAUAUAAGUGGAAAAACCCUACCCGAGAAGUUGAAAUAGGUGAUAUUGUAGUAAUUAGACAAGACAAUUUAGCACCCAAUGAAUGGUUACUUGGACGUGUGACCAAAACACACCCUGGUUCUGAUGGUAGAAAUAGAGUAGUUGACUUACAAACUUCAACUGGAACUCUAACCCGACCAAUUACUAAAAUUGUUGUUUUACCCGCUAAUUAG
Molecule: messenger RNA, 3228 nt
Organism: Lucilia sericata (common green bottle fly)
Lineage: Eukaryota; Metazoa; Arthropoda; Insecta; Diptera; Calliphoridae
Exons: 3
Coding region: 1-3228 (1075 amino acids)
Molecular function (GO): nucleic acid binding; zinc ion binding
Source: RefSeq, a predicted model, not a curated record